AAGCAGCGGAAUAGAGCAGUCGAAGCGGAACAUCUUUUCCUGAGAGAGAGUGAACGAGCGAGACGUUGACAGGGUGCAGGUGCAGGUUGUUCACAUGUGCUCGAAGCAUAGAAACUAGCAAAUAAAUCAGCAGAUCGGCCAGAUCUAUAAGCAGAAAGCCAGUGACUGGACUGAUAAGGCGUGGCACUUCUCUAGUGCAAAAAUAUAUUUAGAACUAUAGCCCAAGAUGUUUUCACACACAGUGAGGGUCUUCAAGAUGAUGUACAUUGUGGCGGGGAUCCUCAUCAGCAAUGCGGAAAUCUGUGACACAGUCGAUCGCAUACAAAUCGCGCCACGCGUCGAUCUCAAGCCGGAGUUUGAGCAGCGCGCCCUGACCUUUGGCGGGAACUCUGGGUCAAGAUCGGGCUCUCGCUCGCGCUCGCACUCUCGCUCGAACUCGGGAUCGAGCUCCGGAGAGGAAUCGGGCGAGAGGAAGCGCGGCCGCCGUGUGAGCGUCAGCGGACUGGCCGGCGGUGUGGUGCGUGGCGUGACGUCGCAGGUGUCGAAGCGCGUUGGCCAUCGCUUCGGUUGGCUGUACGACGUGCGGCUGAUACUGCAGCAGUGGCGCUCGUUGGCGCUCAGCUUCAACCUCUGGACGAUCCCCAACUUUAUUGUCGAGUGUGUGACCAGCUACAUGAGCAAAAAGCUGCUCAUCAACAGCGACUGUGAUAUGAUCUACAAGUAGGAUACUAUAAUCCCCUACUCGUACAAGUGCAAGUGCAAGUUCGGUACACCAAGACGCUGCGACUUUUAUUACUUGUAUUACUUGUAUUUAUAAUAAGUGCCUUUACAUUUAGAUAGUUUUAGGCUUUGCAAAUAAACAACAAUUAGUUAUAGACAAAGA
Drosophila persimilis is the source of this 883-nucleotide messenger RNA. RefSeq lists its product as uncharacterized. The record is from RefSeq and is a predicted model, not a curated record. NCBI's taxonomy places the organism in Eukaryota, Metazoa, Arthropoda, Insecta, Diptera, Drosophilidae. The transcript is spliced from 2 exons. Bases 227 to 724 code for a protein of 165 amino acids.